This is a messenger RNA of Dermacentor silvarum, 687 nucleotides long. RefSeq lists its product as uncharacterized. The transcript has 5 exons. The record is from RefSeq and is a predicted model, not a curated record. The coding region runs from base 109 to 660 and encodes 183 amino acids. NCBI's taxonomy places the organism in Eukaryota, Metazoa, Arthropoda, Arachnida, Ixodida, Ixodidae.
AUUGAAUACUCAAACAACGCUGACGCACAAGCCUAUAUUUUAUAUAUAUUCACCCUACAGCUGCCUUUUUGUCAGACGGCUUCGAAGUGCGUCAUUCGAAUAUCUACAAUGAUAUUCGUUAUACUUGUUUCUGUUUUUACCAUAGGGGCAGCAGACUUCGACUACCAUGGCAGACCAACCUUUGCGGAUGUGCUAAAGUUUUAUAAACCUGGGCAAAUAACAUAUUUGGUGAAGAGAACGUAUAUGGUGAAAAUGAACGGUGAAGACCCGACAUGCAUUCACAACAAAGUGGAGAGUGUGAAACAGACCACCGUGCAUCUCAGUCAAGGUUAUACUCAUCAGUAUAAAAAUGUUCAAUAUCCAGUUAAGGUAACGGUUUCAACCUACACGACAACAGAUGAGGCGCCUUCACUGACGGCCGUUAGAACCGACAAUAAAACAGUAAACAGAGUAUACUACUUUCAUUUCUACGAUCCUGUGGCUCAGUGUGCCGUUCUCACAUUCAAGGACUACUCAGGUGUCUUGAGAUGUGAACUGCAUACUUGGAAAGAAAAGGCUUACUAUUACUAUUACGGAAACUGUCAAGAAGAAUAUGACUACCAGUGCCCUGGGCGGACAAGUCACAGCGUAUAUCUGAAGUAUUGCCCUCACAUCAAAUGAGUGGCAGAAUUUUGACGCACAAUAAAA